This is a messenger RNA of Trichoplax adhaerens, 945 nucleotides long. RefSeq lists its product as uncharacterized. Gene Ontology annotation, molecular function: G protein-coupled receptor activity. Bases 1 to 945 code for a protein of 314 amino acids. Gene Ontology annotation, cellular component: membrane. The record is from RefSeq and is a predicted model, not a curated record. The transcript has a single exon. Gene Ontology annotation, biological process: G protein-coupled receptor signaling pathway. NCBI's taxonomy places the organism in Eukaryota, Metazoa, Placozoa, Uniplacotomia, Trichoplacea, Trichoplacidae.
AUGGACAACUGUUCUGACUACCAUAGCUCCCAAAAAAUCUCUGGCCUUCAUCCUGUUUAUGGCAUAUUAUCCAUCUUGGGAAUUAUUGGAAAUGGGAUAGUAUAUCGAGUGAUUAGGCAACAGAAAGGAUCUAAUGCACAAUCAGCUGAAAUAUUUAUCACCAGUUUAGCGGUUGCCGAUAUGUUAACUGGAUUGUUCGCUAUAGCUGUACCCGAUUUUGUUAUUCCUUACAAAUAUUAUCAUUAUCCAUCAAUAGGUUUACCAGUUUUCUGCGCUAUGGUCAGCUCGCAAUAUUUUAUAUUUUACUUUGGCUUCAUAUCAUUAUAUACGAUAGCAGCUAUUAGCUUUGAACGAUGGUGCGCUAUUGCAGUUCCUUCGAGUUAUCGCUGUUUAUUUCAAGCUCAUCGCACCAAACGUUAUGUCAUGAUAAUCUGGUUAGUCGGGUUAAUCUUUCCUAUUGACAAUAUAUUUAAACAUGUAUUGGUCAAUAAAGAUGGUUGCGGCCGUUGUAGAUGGACCGUGAUGUUUAAUAAUGAUAGCAUCGAAAGGAUUGUCUUUCUGAAUUUAGAACUUAUUAGAAUCUUCCUUCCAACUAUUUUAAUUGUAUUUUUCUAUAGUGACAUUGCUAGACGUAUUUGGUCUAUAAAUUCGCAUUUUCAAAAUCGUGAUACUUUUUGUAUCAAAAUUACGGUUAUGGCUUUCUUUGCAGCAUUCGUUUUCUUAUUAUGUUGGAUACCUAAUGAACUAUAUUUCACAUUAGUUAUCUUUAAAGUUACCAAAAUGGAUUCGGUAAUACAUCGAACAACGAAAUCCAUGAUUAUCUUAAAUUCAUGCUUAAAUCCAAUCAUUUACAUGUCUGCAAAUUCAAAAUAUCGAAAAUGCUUUAGGCAAUGGUUAUUGGGUCACAAUCGAAUUACUUUUGUUGCACCCAAAAUGGCAGCUUAA